Messenger RNA from Protopterus annectens (West African lungfish), 846 nucleotides. Its product is annotated as cytochrome P450 2J5-like. Gene Ontology annotation, biological process: xenobiotic metabolic process. The transcript has 7 exons. Lineage: Eukaryota; Metazoa; Chordata; Ceratodontiformes; Protopteridae. Bases 1 to 846 code for a protein of 281 amino acids. Gene Ontology annotation, molecular function: heme binding; iron ion binding; oxidoreductase activity, acting on paired donors, with incorporation or reduction of molecular oxygen, reduced flavin or flavoprotein as one donor, and incorporation of one atom of oxygen. The record is from RefSeq and is a predicted model, not a curated record. Gene Ontology annotation, cellular component: cytoplasm; intracellular membrane-bounded organelle.
AUGGAUAACAAGGAUGUGGCACAGCUUUAUCGUGCUUUUCCUGUCAUCCGAUAUUUUCCUCUGCCAUCUCAGAGAAUUUUUACGAUUAUAUCCAAACUUCGCACCUUUCUGAAAGAGAUAAUAGAAGAACACAGAAUGACAAUGAAACCGGAUGAGCCAAGGGAUUACAUUGACUGCUACUUAGAUGCAAUGAAUAAGAAGCAGAAUAAUGGUUUGUCCUUUGAUGAUGAAGGUUUGCUUGCUAUAGUGAUUGAAUUAUUCCUGGCUGCAGUGGAGAGUACAGCAGCCUCCCUGGACUGGUUACUGCUGUGUAUGAUGGCAUACCCUGAUAUUCAAGCUUUAUCGUGCUUUUCCUGUCAUCCGAUAUUUUCCUCUGCCAUCUCAGAGAAUUUUACGAUUAUAUCCAAACUUCGCACCUUUCUGAAAGAGAUAAUAGAAGAACACAGAAUGACAAUGAAACCGGAUGAGCCAAGGGAUUACAUUGACUGCUACUUAGAUGCAAUGAAUAAGAAGCAGAAUAAUGGUUUGUCCUUUGAUGAUGAAGGUUUGCUUGCUAUAGUGAUUGAAUUCUUCCUGGCUUCAGUGGAGACUACAACAGACUCCCUGGACUGGUCACUGCUGUGUAUGAUGGCAUACCCUGAUAUUCAAGAAAAUUGCAGUGAGGAAAUCAAGCUUGUCAUUGAUGAACAGAAGGAAAUCACUUACAAUGACAGACACAGGAUGCCUUAUGUUCGGGCAGUCAUUCAUGAGAUUAUGCGCUUUGCAGCAAUUGUACCUCUUGGACUUCCUCGUGGUAUUGUAAAAGAUAUGUCAUUUAAUGGCUAUACCCUUCCAAAGAUAGAUUAG